Peronospora farinosa is the source of this 1767-nucleotide messenger RNA. Lineage: Eukaryota; Oomycota; Peronosporomycetes; Peronosporales; Peronosporaceae. The record is from the annotation of a GenBank genome assembly.
AUGGAGACCACCAAGACGAACCGCUUCUUGACGCAAUUUUCACGCGCUGUAUUUCAACAAUGGACACAAACAGCUACACAUGAUCAGUUUUGGAAGGAUGAGACGUUUGUACAUGCCAUGCUCGAGGAUGCAGUGGCGAAAUUACCGCCUGGAAAGCUUCAAACGGAGCUAUUACGUAACUUGAAGCCAUUGGAGACGCAAUUGAUUGCACUGUUACAUGAUUUGCAUGUAAAUUACGUCCAGGAGGAGAAGAAGAAGACAGAGAAAGAGUCAUGGACAUGUGGUGCAUUGCUAAAUGAAGAACUGACGGAGCUGGAGUUGUCACGGGCCGCGACUGCCACGUCUACUGACAAACAACGACGAGUGACAGGUGUAUUGGCGCUGGAUGUCGGUCUGGAUCGAGGUCAUCACUUGGACACGGACGUGGAGAAUGCUGACGAGUUGGUGCAUCUUUUUGGGCUCAUUGCAGCACGUAAUUACGAGACAUUGCACGAACAAGAGCACAAACGUGGAUUUGUUCUUGAACGUCUUGCUGUCUGUGCUCAGAACUUGGUGGAGAAAUGGUGCAUUGUAUCGGGCAAUUGGAGCUGUGGGGAGGAGGAGGAUGCUGUCAAGCAGGUGCAGAAAUUGCGUGAGUUGUUGGAACGUGUCGUGGUUCAAGACGCAGUAGCACUUGCUCGAGUAUCUGAUUGCAAUGGGAGCUUGAAGGCUCCGUGGACGAUGUUUUACCGGCCAGAGGAAAGAAAAGAAUGGAAGAAGGUGUCGUAUGACAAGGAAAUGGCCAAGAUAUAUGGUGUUCUGCUCACAUUAGCAGUCUACUUUCCUAUUGAAAACGAUGAGGAGGAAGAAACAUCCGAUGAAUCGUUAUCUUCGGGAGAUGAAGAGGAAGAAUCAAGACAGGAGCGGAAAAAGCUGAAGCCGGUCAGUCCGCUUGCUCAGGCCCAGCUUACAACUCGACAAGUACUGCUUGCUGCUCAGAUGCGGCAGCGUGGACUGGACCAGAACAAUCAGUGGCUUGUGUUGGUGUUGUCCUUCUUGCAGAGUCUGCACAAACCUACAACGUACCUGGACGAAGAUGGGGACGAGGCUCUUGACUAUCAGAGCCGGUGCGAACUGCUCGACUGUGUUGGCGGUCUGUACACGCGUGCAUUCGCCAGUGCAGCACUGUUCAACCAAGCAAAAGAGAGUACAACCGAAGAAAAGACGGCAGUGCAGGACCGUGGUCUCUUCGAGGCCAUCGUAUGUCUCCGUCACGCGGCACAUUUCAUGCGCGUUGAGCGCAAGUCGAGUCUACCGGUCAUCACCACGGCAAUGGCUCAGCUGGCCGGCGUGCCAUUGCCUGCAAGUUUUGUGUCGUGGCUGGACCACGAACAGACCGCGGAUCCAAAGUCCGUGCUGGAGAAGGCCAUACAGCGGCUAUGGAAGAAGUGUAUCAGCCAAAACCGAAUGGCGAAUAUCCUGCUGAGUUCGACGGAUGUAUCGGACGAGGAGAUGCCUCUGAUCCAAAGAAACUACCUUGAGCACUUGGAUCAACUUGCUAUAGCCAACGCGAACAAGACCAGUCAUCAGGCUGAUACGAACUCGGCAGAAUCAGCAGAGGCGUUGGUCGUUAAUACUGAUAGUCUCUUUUACGUGGACAAUGCUGGUGGAGAAGACAAAGAGAAGACGAACAAAACGAAGAAAAAACGUGCCAACAAGAAGAAAAAGCGAACGAACAAAACUGUCGACGUGUCACCGGCAAAGCGCAGCCGAGCAUCUAGCAGUUAG